Molecule: messenger RNA, 1896 nt
Organism: Anopheles cruzii
Lineage: Eukaryota; Metazoa; Arthropoda; Insecta; Diptera; Culicidae
Product: adenylate kinase isoenzyme 5
Exons: 9
Coding region: 1-1896 (631 amino acids)
Biological process (GO): nucleobase-containing compound metabolic process
Cellular component (GO): cytoplasm
Molecular function (GO): AMP kinase activity; ATP binding
Source: RefSeq, a predicted model, not a curated record
AUGGGUAUUUGUCUAGAUACAGACAAAAACAACAGUGCGUCCGACAUAGAGGACCCCGACUGGAAAGGUGGAGGACAAGGAUCUCGUUCCACCGCAGUGCGCACUCCGCGGAGCGCCAACAACGGCAUGCAGAACGUCGGCAAAGUGAAAUUCGAUCCUCCGAAAGUGCCUGUCAUAUUCGUUCUAGGUGGCCCCGGUAGUGGUAAAGUGACGCACUGCGAUACUCUGAUGCAGGAGCGCCGCGGUGUAACGCACAUCAACAUGAUGGACUUACUUCAACAGUACGCCAUCGGGAAUGAUAUGCAAGACUUCUCCCAACUAUCUUCGCGAACGGUAACGGAAGUACUGAUGCUUGAAAUGAAAAUGUCCCCAGCUGCCAAAACAUACCUUGUCUCCGGGUACCCACGAUCGAUGCGGGACGUUGUCGAGUACUCCGAGAAGAUUCAGGUAAUAAAUGGUGUAAUACUGAUCUCCUGGCGUCAGGCUGUACUGCAGAAGCAAAUAGACUACGGUGCCAAGCUGGGCCACGUCGUGCUGUCGUUGGCCAAAAUGGAGUUGGAAAAUUUCUUCAAAAACGUCAUGCCCGUGGCGGACUAUUUCGAUCAGAGCGACAUGUUGAUUGCGAUCAACGGGGAACGAUCGCCGGCGGAGGUGUACAAAGACUUUCGCACCGCGGUGCUAGACAUUCUCGGUGCGCAAGAGAAUCAGGAAGCACUGUUAAACGGAGUCGCAGGUAUGGGCAGGGGCGUAGAUGACAUUCCCGGCAGUAUAGUUAGUGUAGACACGGCACCUAGUCAACCUAAGGUCAUUGCAGCUCCAUCACAUCAAGUAGAAUUAAACCAUACGCGUACGUCUCCGCCUGUCGCCCGGCCGUCCGGUGAGCAGAUGGCGCGCCCCACGUCCCACGGACUGCGGCAGCAGUCACGCACUGGUCUGCGCCAGUCGGCUCGUCACGAUAACAGCGAGACGGCUUCGACCGUUGACUUCGGUGAUGUGGAGCACGAUCGUCCGCUGCCACGGAAUGGUCGUGUUCCACCGGUUCUUUGGGUGAUCGGUGGGCCGGGAAGCAAUAAGGCCAGCCUGUGUCUAAAAGUGGUCGGCACAAACCCCGGGUGGGCCCACUUCAGUGUGGGAAGAUCCUUGCGGGCGGUGGCCGAAUCUGGACCACGGGUUGGGUCAGAUAAUUACGCCAUCAAGGAGGCAAUUACCGCCGGCGAGAUGGUUCCGAAGAAGUCGCUGAACGCGCUGAUCGAGAGCCAGUUGGGUCAGAUGGCCGACAGGCGAGGCAUCAUCAUCGACGGCUAUCCGCGUGACAUGGACCAAGUUUCGGAGUUUGAGCGCAAGUUCAACCAGAAGCCACCAAUCAUUCUGCUGGACUGCUCGAAGCUCCAGCUUGGCCGUGGUCGUCUCGAUGAUACCGUUUCGUCCUUCAGGCGCCGCUUGGAACUGUUCCGGGAGCUAACGCUACCGAUGCUCAAAGAGAUGGACACCGCCGGAAGGCUCACCAUCGUUGAUGGGGACACGGACAGUCCGUCGGUGCAGCGAGAGUUUGAGCGGAUCGUGCGCGUCAACAUGGAGCGUGUGUUGAACUCGGGCGCCACCGUCGACCCCGCCAAGGACUCCGAUGUGCCGGCGGUCCAAAUAGGCACCUUCAGGACCGUUCUACAGCGUGCGUCCCAACGGAACAGCGCGGAUGAGAUCGUACAGGAUCUGGAACCGGACAUGCCGGGGGCGGUGCCGACGAUUAGCCACCACGUUAGUCUCGUCAAUGGGCACCUGCCGGGCAACGGGAAAAUAGGCAGUGGUGCGAAGAAUGGCUUCGUCCCGAACGGACGACCGAAUUUCCGCAACAUGCUCGAAGAAGCCGACAGCUACCAGAUUGAUUCACAUAUUUAA